Messenger RNA from Aspergillus nomiae NRRL 13137, 2907 nucleotides. RefSeq lists its product as uncharacterized. The transcript has 13 exons. Gene Ontology annotation, cellular component: peroxisomal membrane; plasma membrane. Gene Ontology annotation, biological process: peroxisome organization; transmembrane transport. The record is from RefSeq and is a predicted model, not a curated record. Gene Ontology annotation, molecular function: transmembrane transporter activity. NCBI's taxonomy places the organism in Eukaryota, Fungi, Ascomycota, Eurotiomycetes, Eurotiales, Aspergillaceae. The coding region runs from base 1 to 2907 and encodes 968 amino acids.
AUGAUCGGUGCUACUAGGCGCUGGUUCCGGCGCAAUCGCAAAGGUCUCGCGAUCGGGGCUGGCGUGAUCGGAGCCGGUUACCUCGCAGGACAAUAUGUGCUCUCCAAAAUUUCAGAAGCACGGGAACGUAUGAGCAGUGACCGGAUCGCUCGGGAGAAUUUACGGCGACGUUUCGAACAAAACCAAACCGAUUGCACCUAUACCGUUCUUGCUCUCUUACCGACUGCUGCAGAAGAUAUUGUCGACGCUCUUCCUGUCGAGGAAUUGACGAAGGAGCUCCAACGAAAGCGAGCAGAGAGGUUAGCUCGGCUCAGUGCCGGGGAAGGGACCGGAUCAGAUCUAAGCUCUGUAUCCCCCAGCUUACCGGAGGAUGACCGUCGGAGCCUAUCCAGUUUUCAGAGUGAUGGAUUCGUCCGCACAAGCCAAAUGGGAGAACCUUCCGUUGAGGGCGAUGGCGAGGCGCGACCGAAACGGAAUAAGACACAGCUUUGGAACGAGGUCAAAAUCACCUCUAUCACCAGGUCCUUCACUCUAGUCUAUACCCUUUCUCUUUUGACACUCUUUACGCGAAUCCAACUUAACCUACUCGGCCGUCGGAAUUAUCUUUCCAGCGUAAUCUCUAUGGCGACACCUCCUGCCAAUGAGUCGACGAUCAGACUAGAGGACCAUGACGAUGAUGACCUUACACAGACUUUGGGAAAUGAUUUUGAGACCAAUCGUCGCUAUCUUGCCUUUAGUUGGUGGUUGCUUCACCGAGGCUGGAAGCAAUUAAUGAACGAGGUACAGACUGCCGUUACAGAGGUCUUUGGCCCCCUGAACCCUCGGGAAGAUGUGUCGUUGGCGAGGCUGUCUGAGCUAUUCCUGGAAGUCCGGAAGAGAGUGGAGGGACAUACUGAGGAGGAGAGAAAGCACACAUUGAUCCAGCAAUGCACCGCCGAUGCUUUCAAGUCGACUUCACAACCUUCGCCGAGCGUUCCCCAAUCAUUUACUUCAGUUGCCACGGUUGUCCCGGGAGCUGAUAGCUCCGAGCCGAAGGCAAAGUUAGCUAACGUUCUGGCGGUUUUAGCCCGGCAGGCACAUGUGAUUGGUAAUGGUACAAACCCGCCAAAUAUUUACCUAAAUGCGAUGGACCAAGGUGUGCGAGAGUUAGAAGCCUUCGCUGCUGUAGUGUAUAGCUCUAACUUCGAUUUUGAGCUGGUUGGGUCCGGAACGAAAAUUGAGUCUCCAGGAGAUGAGACACCUGGUUCCGACACGGUGUUGAUCGAGAAAGAGGAUUAUGACGAACUUGACCGCAGUCAGAUUCAACAACCGUCGACCACAGGGCCCGGUGCGAAUUCGGCAUUUGAGCAUGCGUGGGGAAAGGCAGUGGAAGAGCAGCCGUCGACUGCUACCUGCUUGCCUGACCAUGAGCAUGAUGCUGACUUACGAAUCGCGCGACCAGAGCAACUCACUCCUCAAGAUGACAAGAUCGAAGGCCAUGUCAAUGCCCUACCGACUGAUCUUCCCCAGCUGAGGAAUACUACGGAGCGCAAGCUUAUGGCUAAAAUAGAUUGGCACCUUAUGCCUUGUCUAUGUGUCAUGUAUCUGCUCGCAUUCUUGGAUCGCGUGAAUAUCAGUAACGCGGCAGUCCUCGGUCUACAAGAAGACUUGAAUAUAGUUAACGGGACGAAAUACAAUACUGCACUGACCAUAUUCUUCGUUCCAUAUGUCAUUUUCGAAAUCCCAUCCAAUAUCUUGCUUAAGAAGCUGAGACCCCAUGUAUGGUUGACGGGAUGUAUGUUUUUGUUCGGUCUGGUUACGAUCUGUCAAGGCCUAGUCUCUAAUUGGGGUGGGCUGAUGACGACUCGGUGGUUUUUGGGAAUGUUUGAGACAGGCAUGUUCCCUGGUUGUUUCUAUCUCUUGGGAAUGUGGUACAAACGGAGCGAGGCACAGAAGAGGUUCAGUUUCUUCUUCAGCUCGACCACACUUGCGGGCGCCUUCGGUGGCUUGCUGGCUAGCGGGCUUGGAAAGAUGGAUGGAAUUCGUGGCUACCGAGGCUGGCGCUGGGUCUUUAUAAUUGAAGGCCUGAUUACUUGUGUCGUCUCGCUUGCCUGGUUCUUUGUUAUUCCUGACUUCCCCGAGGAGGUCAAAUGGCUCACCGAUGAAGAGCGCGAAUUCCUGAAGGCAAAACUAGCCAAAGACUCGGGGAGCGCCGGUCAUGAUGCUAAGAUAGGUUGGCGCGAAGUAUUGGAGGUCUUCAAAGACUACAAGAUAUUCAUCGGUGGCUUGAUGUACUUCGGUCAGGUUGUCACAGCAUAUGGAUAUGCCUACUUUGCGCCAACCAUUAUCAAAAGUUAUGGCUAUGAUGCAAUCAAGACUCAGCUGUAUUCGAUCCCACCAUGGGCAGCCGCUUGGGGAUUUUCCAUGUUGGUGGCCAUUCUCUCUGACAAAACCAGACAUCGCUUUGCCUUUACUAUAGUGCCCAUGCUAAUUGCCAUGGCUGGCUUUGGAAUCCUGUUGAAUGUACACGGACAGGCCCAUCGAAAUGUUCAAUAUGGCGCCUUAUUCAUGGUUACAAGUGGAUGUUACAGUGCAAUGCCGGUCAUUGUUUGCUGGUUCGCGAUGAACCUAGCAGGCCAUCGUAGGCGAAGUGUGGGAACGGCCUGGCAAAUUGGAUUUGGAAAUAUUGGUGGUAUUAUAUCGACGUAUGCCUUCUUGAAAAAGGAUGCACCAGAAUACCGGCCAGGAUAUAUCAUCAGCGUAUCGUUCCUUAGCUUUUCGGCGGCCUGUUGUAUGGUCUACUUUGCGGCUGUCUGGUAUGAUAACCGGCGCCGCGAUCAGGCUAUAGCCGAUGGCACGGCUAUACCCAGUGACGAAGAUCAAGAGCUACUGGGCGAUAUGGCGUUAAACUAUCGCUAUAACUAUUAG